AUGUCCCGGACCACCUCGUUCAAGCUCGUACUGCUCGGUGAAAGCGCGGUCGGCAAGUCUAGUCUGGUCUUGCGGUUUGUCCGCAACGAAUUCUCAGACUUCAGAGAAUCAACUAUCGGCGCCGCGUUCCUCACGCAAACAGUCAACCUGGACGAGAACACAGCAAUCAAAUUUGAAAUUUGGGACACUGCCGGACAAGAACGGUACAAGUCCCUCGCACCUAUAUACUUUAGGAACUCAAAUGCGGCUGUGAUCGUAUACGACAUCACACAACCACCAGAGACCUCAUUCGAGAAAGCCAAAUCAUGGGUCCGCGAACUCCAGCGUCAAGCCGACCCUUCCAUCGUCAUCAUGCUCGUCGGGAACAAGGCGGAUCUGGCUGCGAACCGCAAGACUCCUAAGGAGAUGGGAGAACAGUACGCACAGGAGGAAGGAUUGCUAUUCGCGGAGGCGAGCGCAAAGUCGGGUACCGGUGUCGAGGAGCUCUUCAUGGAGAUUGCGAGGAAAUUACCCACCAAUCCCCUACCUCAGCGGGCAGCACCGGGCGCCAAGGGCGUCAAGGUACAGGGCCAGGGGGAGCAGGGCCAGUCGGCAUGUACCUGCUAG
Molecule: messenger RNA, 606 nt
Organism: Dioszegia hungarica
Lineage: Eukaryota; Fungi; Basidiomycota; Tremellomycetes; Tremellales; Bulleribasidiaceae
Product: small GTPase superfamily
Exons: 6
Coding region: 1-606 (201 amino acids)
Molecular function (GO): GTPase activity; GTP binding
Source: RefSeq, a predicted model, not a curated record